AUGAGCAAAACACCCCCGCAUUCGGGUUCUUUCCUGGCAGACAUCCCCAACUAUAUCAAGCCAUUUCCUCCAUCACUAGAAGUGGAAGACCUUGACUACCUCCAGAAGAAAGGGGUUUUUGCAUUGCCAGACUCGGAUGUCCAAGACGCAUGCUUGAGAUCUUAUUUCAAACAUAUCCAUCCAAUAUACCCGGUUAUAGAUCCGGUUACAGUUACCCCGAUGCUCAAAGACGGGAACAAAAAGAAGGAAAAGAUGAGUCUCUUACUCAUCUAUGCGAUUAUAUUCGUUGGUAGUACCUGGAUCGAUAUCAAACUGCUGCGCAAGCUUGGGUUCCUAUCGCGUCGGGUGUUUCGAAAAUCUAUCCAUAAAAAGAUGCGCUUACUUUACGAUGCUGAUUAUGAAACUGACAGGUUAUGCCUGAUACAAGUCUUCAUUCUAUGGACCUUCUGGUUUGAGGGUCCAAAUGAGAAUAAAGACGGCUGGCAUUGGAUAGGGGUAGCGUUGUCGCUAUCCCGAGUAAUUGGUUUGCAUCAAGCCUCGCUUGAUGCAGCGGGCACCAAGUCGUCAAUCAAUCGCUUCCGCAGACGGCUAUGGUGGUGUCUUGCAACUCGCGAUGUCAUCUGCUCGUUCGCUCUGAGUCGCUGUCCGAGGAUUACAGACAUCAGCCAUAAUGUUAGCAUGAUUGGGAUUGAGGAUUUCGACUUCAAUCCGAUGCCCGCCAUCAUUCAAAUGUCCAAUUCUCAGAGUCUCUGUCAGCAACAAACUCUCGCUCGAAUCUGUGUGCAUUAUUUUAAGCUUGUCAGCAUCUUUGGGAAGAUUUGUAAAGCUGCGUACCCUGAAUCUGGCUCGGGCAAAAGUUCCGUUCUGUAUUCCAGUGAGCAGUUAGAGGGGAUGGACAGCAUCGGCGGUGACAGAAAUCUUUCGGUGGCUAAUCAGCUAAAAAUGUUUCAAGCUCAACUCGAUCAAUGGAGGAGAGAAGUCCCCGAUGAUCUAUGGCACGACUCAAACUUGCUGUCAAACCUCGAUGGGGCUGAAAGAGUUGAACAAGUUCAUCGAGGACUACUAUCAAUGAUGUAUUACGCGACGGUGAUGAUAUUGCAUCGGCCGCAAAUGGGUGCAAUGAAUACAACAGGGCACUCGGUCAACAUUACGCAGAGCACCGUGCCAGAUCCCCCUCGAGUCCUAGUUAGGUUUGCCGCCAUGCAGAUGACCCAAAUUGCCAUGGAUUUCUACCAAGAAGACCUUGUCGAAUCACUUGCCGCAACUUGUAUUAGCUGCUUGAUUCUCGCCAGCAUUAGUCAUAUUUUUGACAUAAUGUCUGUUGAACAAGUGGUACAAUCCGAGGCGCGCAAGAAACUGGAGCAAUGCCGGGCGAUCUUCCAUGCAUUUGCAGAUCAACAGGCCGGAGGGCUAUGGGGACUUGGAGUUAUCGACUAUAUUAUGUUUCGUUUAAAACAUCAACAAUUCCACCGCAAGAUUGACGUGACGCCUUUCCAGGGUAACUCCAACAGCCUCAGUCUGGAAAGGAGCAAUGAAGCUUCGAUCAGCGACGAUGUCAAUGCUCAAGAUCAACUACACACAAAUCAUAUCCUGGCUACAACCGAUAGCUCGAGAAAGCAAGACACGGAGGGCUUCAGCAACGGAAGUUCAAGCACGUCCCACAUACCAGUGUUUCCCUCGCCACGCCAGCCAUUCGGCUUUAACGAGUCCUUCUUGCCUGGACUGAGUUUGGACCAGCCGUUGCCUGAUAAUUUGAUGAGUUUUCUAGGCCCGGAUAUUGCCUGGCUCGAGUUUCCGAACCCCUGUGAGACCUUAGAUGUCAUGAGCUGGAGCGGGACUGGUGGAGGUUGA
This is a messenger RNA of Exophiala bonariae, 1851 nucleotides long. RefSeq lists its product as uncharacterized. Bases 1 to 1851 code for a protein of 616 amino acids. Lineage: Eukaryota; Fungi; Ascomycota; Eurotiomycetes; Chaetothyriales; Herpotrichiellaceae. The record is from RefSeq and is a predicted model, not a curated record. Gene Ontology annotation, biological process: DNA-templated transcription. Gene Ontology annotation, molecular function: DNA binding; zinc ion binding. The transcript has a single exon.